AUGGCCGAAAACAUAGUCUACGAGGAUACUCCUUUCGCCGAGUAUCUUGCCGAUAUCGGUAGUGAAGAAACGCUUACUAAACAACCAACCCUAUUUGAAUUAGAAGGUUCACAAGCUAGUGAGACUACAUUGGUGUCCCAACUUUCACAACACAUGUUAAACAUAUUUAAAAAUAUCCAGGAAACAUUAUCAACCGCGCUUCCUUUACAAGAAGAAAACGAGUUCGAAGAACGUUUUAAAUAUUUAUUAUGCACUUCACACCUCUUAAAUGACACGUUAUCUGUCUACUUCUAUGAUAGUAAGAAACCUAAACCAAUAGAUACCAGCGAGGCUGGGCUGUACUUUGGCGGGAUUUCGCGUCGAAAUUUUGAAAUUUUGUUGAGUUCCAUAAUCGGCAUAAUUGUCGUCAUUCUAACUUGGUUAUUGCACGGUACUGAUUCCAAAGAUUUCGGUAUAAAGAUUUUACAGUUACCUACUGUAUUUGCUUUGGCAUUAUUCGGUACCUUUUUCUUAUAUCGUCACAUGCGACGAAAAGCUACAAAAACAUUAUAUAAAUCUGCUCUAUACUAUUUAGAGAGACUUGUAUAUAAUUGUCAAAAUUUCGAUAUAAAAUUAAACAAAGCAUUAAUAAUGAUUCAAGAAAUUGAACUUAUAUCCCGUGGCUACAGAUUAUCCAUGCCUCUUUCCCCAAUAUCCCGUAUCGAACAAUCUUCAAAAAAUCGUCGUUGUGUUAUGCUUAGAGAAAUUGUUCAUAACAUACUUCAGGAGGCUUUCAUAAGUUAUCAGGAUGCUAUAGUUGCCAUGAAUUCGGAGAUUUUAAAAGAAAAUUUAGCCAUUAUGUACAAUAUGUACAAUAUCAUUCCUUGUUUAGAAAGUGAUGAAUGGAAUUCUAACGAAGAGGAUGUUCUUUCCUUAGAGAAUUUAAAGCAAUGUUUUCAGAAAGUGCAUACAAAACGUAGAGAGUUGUUGUGCCAUUUCCUUGCACUGGAUGUCAUGACACCUGGAAGAGAUUCUGGACGAAGAGAUUAUGAACAUCAUUGGGCAACUGUAAAUGAACAUCUAGAUAAUUUAGGAACAAUUACUGGUCUUUAUUUAGAUCAAAUUAUUGUGGCAUCAACUAAUGAACUAACUCCAAAACAAGACUUUUUGUUUCAGCAAACUUCACAAGCAAUUACGAAUAAGCAGCUCAUGACCUAUCUUCAUCGUUUAUCUUCUAUUGAACAACAUGUUCGUGGUGUUCAGGCAAAAUUAUAUAUUUGCAAUGAAGACGCGCGUAAAUUUUAUGAAACAGAAGGAGUUGUUGUUUCUGAGGACGAAAGAAAACAGUUAAUGAACCAAUAUGAAUCUAUAAGUAAAGAUUUUACCUACAUGUUCCAAGAAUGGGAAGAUGGAAAAAAAGCCUUAAAAGAUAUAAUGGGCCCAACAUUAGUAGAUUCAGAAUUAAGUAACAGUCGUCAUUCUAUUGAAGAAGACGCUGAAACUUUGAAGGAUGAGAAUGAUCAUGACGAAGAAAUCUGUGAAAAAACACACACAAUCGACUGGUCACGAACAGAUGAACCUUUGGACGUAUUGGAACAAGUAUUUGAAGCUGAAGCUGAGGUUGAAGUCGAAUCCACUACAAAGAAACUGACAAGAGAAGAGAGGAUUACGAUACAAAAAGCUAAAAGAAUCGAAGAGGCCAAGUCAAAAGAAGUACGUUCAAAUUCUGAACGUAUGGUACACGAAUUAAAAGAUGUUUUAAUACGGCGGAAGCCAUUAUCUUCGGAUGACGAUCAUUCACAACCCACUCUUGAAGAAUCCGAUUCAGCACAAAUACACGAAACCCAUACUACUGUCAUAUCUAAUUAG
Cetraspora pellucida is the source of this 1848-nucleotide messenger RNA. The record is from the annotation of a GenBank genome assembly. Lineage: Eukaryota; Fungi; Glomeromycota; Glomeromycetes; Diversisporales; Gigasporaceae.